This is a messenger RNA of Cyprinus carpio (common carp), 763 nucleotides long. RefSeq names its product polyamine modulated factor 1 (gene pmf1). The record is from RefSeq and is a predicted model, not a curated record. NCBI's taxonomy places the organism in Eukaryota, Metazoa, Chordata, Actinopteri, Cypriniformes, Cyprinidae. Gene Ontology annotation, cellular component: MIS12/MIND type complex. Gene Ontology annotation, biological process: chromosome segregation.
AUGGAGGAGUCUGAGAAGAGCAGUGAAGCUGUUUCGGAUAAAACUAAUGUGGAUAAAGUGGAGGAUGUUUCGGCUCGUCGGAGUGAUUCGGUUAAGGCUUCGCAAUCCAAACCGAGACUCAAACUCUUCAGUAAAGUGAUGGAGAAGAGUCUGCAGUGGCUGCUGGACAACGCCAGUUUCGACAGGUUUUCGCACUAUUUCCAGCCGCUGUCAAAGCAGAACCCUCAGCUGACCGAAGCCAUGCACAAACAGUUCAUCAGCCAGCUGCAGACUUCAGUUCAGAGAGAAAUUGGCACCGUGAUUGAGGAGGGAGACCUGCAGGUGAAGUUUGAGGAGCUGGACAGACUGGAGCAGCUUUCUAAAGACACUCCACAAGCUGCGUGGCGUCCGAGUGGCGCUCCGGAGCAGGAUGUGUGCAGUGGUUUAGUGUCUUAUCAUAAGAAGCAGGAGGAGUACAUGCGGCUUCAGCUGAAGAAGCUCCAGAAGGAGAACGCAGGUCUUGCUCAGAAGGUGCAGGCUGGCCGAGAGGACAUCACACACACAGAGCAGCGCAUCGCCGCCGGGGUGGAAGAAUGGAGGGCAUCACUUGAAGAUCUGGAAGCUCUCGUCUCCACUCUUUCUCCAUCGGAACACUUUGUGUCUCUCUAACAUCCGGUCGUUUUUGUAUUUAGUGAAGCUUGAAUGUAAUUUUAUUGUGCAUCUGCAAGGUUUAUUUUCGUUAACGUGUACUCUAUUCAUUAAACGUCUCAUGCACUUAUGCACA